AUGCGUUCCAUUCUUCUUCUUCUUCUUAGAGAGUACUAUUGUCUUUGAGAGUAAGUAUGGUCAUGUCAGCGGCAAUUGCAGCUACCGUAGGUGGAAUAGCGGUUGGUGUCGUUGGUAUUGCUUGGCCAUUCGUCUCCUGGAGGGCUGUUGCGACUCUUGAAAAGCCAAAGUACGUUGUCCUGAAGGCACUUGGGCAGGAAAAAAGGUCCUUCUAUGACCGUGAGCCAGCCAUCACUGUCCGGCAGUAUGCCCCCUACCUUGUUGCAGAGGUCACUGCUGAGGGAAAGGACAUGCGAGAGGCUAUUUCAGAUGGCUUCCGCCAGGUGGCCAAUUACAUCUUUGGCAACAAUACAGCCAGCGGAUCUGAGGAAACAAGCGAGAAGAUUGCCAUGACAUCGCCAGUGUCUGCCGAAGAGGACUUCCGGAGUAUGAAAGGAGGGUCAGGAGAGAAGAUCGCCAUGACAUCACCUGUCACAACAGACAUGGAUGGAACCAAGUAUGUGGUGUCUUUUCUGAUGCCUACCAAGUAUAGGACCAAAGAGGAUCUGCCCAAGCCCAAAAAUCCCAACCUGCGCCUGCGGGAAGUUCCAGCCAGCAAGAUGGCUGCCAUAUCAUGGAGGGGAGGUGCGCGGCCAACGGAGCGCAUUGUGGAGUCCAAGAAACAGGAGCUGCUGUCAGCGCUCAAGGAGGCUGGCAUAGAAGUGGAGGAUGCCAGCCCCAAGCUCGCACAAUACUACCCGCCCUUUGCUCCACGAUUCAUUCGUUUGCAGGAUUUGCUGUUGCCAAUUAAAGACUAACUGGUGACAGUUGAAGACGAUGUCUUUUUACUCCCAGGUGCUGAAACGAACAAUUGUACAGUGUGGUAAGUCUAAGCCAGAUUCAUUUUGGGGUGGGUGGCAAGCUACAGCUUGCAAUCAAGCAAGUAAUUGCAAUUGACAGCU
Coccomyxa subellipsoidea C-169 is the source of this 941-nucleotide messenger RNA. Its product is annotated as SOUL heme-binding protein. The transcript has 6 exons. Lineage: Eukaryota; Viridiplantae; Chlorophyta; Trebouxiophyceae; Coccomyxaceae. The record is from RefSeq and is a predicted model, not a curated record. Bases 57 to 797 code for a protein of 246 amino acids.